Messenger RNA from Gigantopelta aegis, 2684 nucleotides. RefSeq names its product muscarinic acetylcholine receptor M3-like. Gene Ontology annotation, molecular function: G protein-coupled acetylcholine receptor activity. Gene Ontology annotation, biological process: adenylate cyclase-activating adrenergic receptor signaling pathway. Gene Ontology annotation, cellular component: plasma membrane. Lineage: Eukaryota; Metazoa; Mollusca; Gastropoda; Neomphalida; Peltospiridae. The record is from RefSeq and is a predicted model, not a curated record. The coding region runs from base 1 to 2481 and encodes 826 amino acids. The transcript is spliced from 2 exons.
AUGGUGCUAACAGACGGUACCUUCCCCACAAGCGGUGCGACGGCCACAACGUCAUCACCAAGCGGCGAGAAGACAACGCCGACGUCUGUCAAUGUUUCACGCGUUGUGUCGGGGUUUGACCAUCAUCGCUGGAAUGUAACAGAUGAUUUACCUUCAGUGCCAGACCAGAACUCUUCAGUGCAACAUACAGACGUAACAGUUAAAAGUUACGGCAAAGAUUUUACAGGAUCUGUUAAAGAUACAUUGUCAAACUACACUGAUACAGUGUCGCAGGAUUAUUUUAAUUCAUCUGCGAGGAAUAGUGAUAUUUCACCCCAGUAUGUUAAGGGUUUCACGGAUUAUGGUAACAGCUCACAUUCGCCAUUUGUAAAUUUAACGUCAGGUUAUGUUAACGUGACAUCACCAGGGGAUCUCGGAGAUUCUUCUGGUUAUUUGAAUACGUCACUAGGUAGUUUCCGUGAUGCUAUUUCUGGAUAUUUUAAUGUUUCCAACUUCACCACUCAGACGGGAUUAUCGGAUUUGACGUCACCAAUUACUGACGAUGGUUUUUACCUUUCUGAUAAUUCUACGUGGAAUUUUUCCAAUGGUUCAAAUUCUUCCAACUCCAAUGAAUUCGGUAAAGCUGUAGGAUUUUCAAUAGCGGAAAUAGUCGUUAUUUCUAUUGUGGUGUCGGCUUUGUGUAUAUUCACCGCCGGUGGGAAUUUCCUUGUAAUCAUUGCCUUCAAGGUGGACAAGCAACUUCAGACGAUUAGCAAUUACUUCCUGUUGAGUCUGGCAGUGGCAGAUUUGACUAUCGGGAUUGUGUCAAUGCCUUUUUACACAGUGUAUAUUCUCAUGGGCUAUUGGCCUCUGGGUCCCGAGCUAUGCGACAUCUGGCUCUCGUUGGAUUAUACCAUGAGCAAUGCUUCUGUGGCCAAUCUCAUCAUCAUCAGCUUCGACAGAUAUCUGUCUGUGACGCGUCCACUUACUUACAGGGCCAACAGGACAUCCAGGAGGGCAGGGAUUAUGAUCUGUUGUGCUUGGAUUAUUUCAGCGAUUCUGUGGACUCCGUGGAUCUUUGCUUGGCCCUAUAUUGAAGGUAAAAGAACCGUGCCCAAGACCGACUGUUACAUUCAGUUCUUAAAGACCAACAAGUAUAUCACAAUCUUCACGGCCAUGUUCGCGUUUUAUAUCCCUGUCAGCAUCAUGAGUAUAUUGUACUGGAAGGUGUAUAAAAUAACGCAGACGAGACAAAAACAGCUUCCACAUUUGCAAGGGUGUAAAAAGAAUAAUUUUAGCAAAAAAUCUGUAAUUUCUAGUGGUGACGAUGACCAAUAUUCUAAUGUUAGUGAAAGACGUGCCGCCAGAAGUUCACCGGAGAUAGACGAUCAAUUUGCGACACAAGAUCGGGACAGAUCGCAUCGCAGACGAUGGUGGAACUGUAUACGAAUCGACAGAGACUCCGACUAUUUGGAAGAGUCGAGCACGAGUGAUCCACAAGGGUCGCCAGGCAACGCGAACCACAUCUCCAAGGGCACAUUUCACGGGUUAUUCAAAUCGAAUAACAACCGGUUGAGACUGAACAGCGUGUGCGAUAAUUCGAUAGGGUUGAACCGCAAAGGGAGGGACCGUGACGUGGACAACAGCGCGUCCAUGAUCCCCCUCCUUCCCGUGGACUCCUCCUCACCCGCCAUCACCCCAUCAACGAUAACCUCCCCAGGCAUCACCCCAUCCUCCGAAAGGACGACUCUGUUUUCACGCCAAACGACCAUAUCGUCUGCUCCUCCGCUGAGCGAAUCGGGCGAGGACCUGCUUGACGGAAACAGACGAGAGACAACGUACACAGUGUUGAUCCGGUUACCAAGAGACGAUUCCACGGAGUCGGAGAAGAAACCCUCCAUCCGACUGAUCCCGGACAGCGACGCGGAGAGCGUCUGCGAACUAACUCGCCGCUGCGGCACCAACGACGACAGCGACGCCGACAGCGAAUCGGUGGACGACAACAAGAACGACGUGGAUCGAAACAGACUUCCUUUCCGCCCGCCCCACGGGACGCCGGCCCUGGGACGUCGCGCCCACAGCAACGACGAGGCGAGGAAUGCCAUGCAGGAGAAGAUGGCGGCCCAGGCGGCGGACCGGGUGAGGAAGCAACACGCCAAGAAUAACCUGCGAUCACGACGGCAGGAAAAGAAGCAGGACCAGAAGGCCGCCAAGACCCUGACCGCCAUACUCCUCGCCUUCAUAGUCACCUGGACCCCCUACAACAUCUUCACAGUCAUAGAAUGCUUCUGUUCGGAGUGCAUAAAUGAACAUCUGUAUGCUAUAGGUUACUGGUUGUGUUACAUCAACAGCACCAUAAACCCACUCUGUUACGCUUUGUGCAACGUCAACUUCCGGCGCGCGUUCAUCCGGAUCUUGACGUGUCGGUGUGCGCCAAAGCGAGGCUCUAUUCAAAGAAUGAUGAUAAACCCCAUCCAGGCUUCUAAUCUGAUUCCAAGAUGAACGAUUUCGAAAUAGCGCAAAGUGGCUUGAUGUUGCCGAUGAUAGAGAGCCCCAGUGCUUCUUCCGACAGCGUUAACAUUGCUCGAAUCCGUGGAUUUCCAUGUAGAUGACAAGCAAGAAAGUGUCUGUGCCGUGCGAAGCAGUUCAAGAUGGCGCUAAAACAAGAUGGCGCUGUGAAGCAAGAUGGCGACUGUGCUAAUUGG